UCGGUCGCAUCGGUUCCAGCCCUUCAUAUCAAGAAGAAGGUCUUGCUCAUAGCCUUCUAAGGAUAGGAGCUGCUGCUGCCAUCUGAAUCGGUCCUUCGAGUACCAAGGCAUCCGUCCCACUUGUCGUCAUGUCUAUGUUUCGAAAGCCAGGAGAUAGCUCUUCUAGCGAAGAUGAGUCUGGUGAAGACCACAAAGAUAACGCGCCUGUUGCAGAGGAUUCUCUGCUUUCCAGGAUCAACACUUUGGAUUCAGAUCGAUCUGUAGCAGCCUUCCCCUUGGAAGAACCAGCGCAGUUGACAGCAUCCAGCCCACUUACAAGGUCAGGCACUAGUGAUCAACUUCGCGAUCUCAUUUUGCAUUCGCUCCUGGAAGACAAAGCUCUGAGAGAUACUGCCGAGCGUCUGGGAAAAAGCACGGCUGACCCAGCAGUUCGCCAAAUUGCAAAAACCACAUAUCAAGGUCUUAGCCAGCGCUUUUCCCAUGUCCUCGAUCACACAUAUGCCAGCGACGAGAUGCAAGAGCAUCGAGCUACCGCAUUCGAGGGUAUUGAUAGGGCUACUCGAGCUCAGAUGACCGGCCUUGCUACAGAUGCUGAUGCUAUGGCGGCUGCUGAUACUAUUGCUGGCGAUUCUAGAGCACUAGUUCCACGGAUCAACGUCGAUGUUCCCAGUGCAGCACAGCCAGUAGUUUCACGUGACCUGAAUCAAAUGCUUGGUCUGCAUACGCCUAUCCCAUCCUUCCUGCAGGGGAUACAUGGACUUCACACUGAUCGGUAUGAGCGUGACUUUUCUGAAAUCGAAAUGGUAGGCAAAGGAGGCUACGGAAAAGUAUACAAGGUGAAGCACAAUCUUGACAACUCAUUCUACGCCGUCAAGAGGAUUACCGUAAGCCACACGCGAAUGCACAACAUCAGCAAGCGAGGAGCCCAGGAGAUAGAAUCUCUCUUAGAAGAGGUUAGAUCUCUUGCGCGUCUUGAGCACGGCAAUAUCGUACGCUAUCACAAUGCAUGGCUCGAAUACAAAGCGGACGAUACAGGCGGUUUGCUACGCCCGAUUCAUCUCCUUGAGGGCGCAUCGUCCGAAUACCCGAGCAGCAGCAACGCUGUGACCUUUGAAAAGGACACAUAUGGUGAGCCUGAUCAAUAUUCAGAUGCAGGUAUCGUUUUCGAAGCCAGCAACACCGGGCCUGGCGCCGAAGAGUACGACCUCCUUAGCAAACGUGUCCCUAGGCGUAAGAAUAGGCGAGCUAGCGAGGCGACAGUGGCCACCAUCUCAUCUACUGUGUCUCAUACUGGUGGCGAGACUGUAGAUGGAAAUGGCGAACAAGAUGGUCAUGAAGAGGCAUACGAUGAGGAUGUCGAAGAGAUAUCCAGGAUAGAUCAUCCAAGCCUGGAGGAAUCGUCUAGCAUGAUGUCAAACAGUGACAUGGCAACGCAUCUCCUAACGCGAACAUCGAACCGUUUCACCACAGGCCCCAGUCUUACGUUGAACGUACAGAUGUCACUUUACGAUAGUAACCUAUGCACCUUCCUCUCGUUAGAGCCGCCUGCACCUACCCACUGCUAUCACACAUGCAUUUCGCUAGAACUGGUCAACAGUAUACUUGCUGGCGUAGAAUACCUCCAUGCACGCGGAAUAGUUCACCGCGAUCUCAAACCUGCCAAUAUUUUCCUUUCGUUAUCUACCGACCGAGUUCCUCCCGCUGGCUCAGUUGCAUUGCAUGGUUGUCGACAGUGCUCUGGUAAAGACUACUUACUCGUCACACCUCGCAUUGGCGAUUUCGGCUUGGUUACCGCACUUGCCGAUAACAAUGCGACUACGGCCGCUACCGCUACCACAGCUGGUAUCAAGCCUGUAGGCACGGAGUUCUACCGUCCACCUGCUGGAGGCAUGAGAGCUAGCGAGAAGCUGGAUGUCUUCUCGCUGGGUGUCGUCACUUUUGAGAUGCUCCGACAUUUCGACACGCGCAUGGAGCGUAUCGAUGCCUUGUCCAAGCUUAGGCUGGGAGAGUUGCCAGAAGGCUUUGGCGAUGAAAUGGGCCUCCUGAUGGGCAGAGAGGUUGAGCGCCUGCUGAUUGGCAUGUUGAGGGAGGAUGAGGACGUCCGCUUUGGGUGCGCGGCGGUAAGGCAUGGAAUUGAGGAGAUUAUCUCUGCUUUGAAGAAGUAGAUGCAUGAGCAACUUGGGAAGAUGUGCUAAAAAACAAGGCAGAAUGU
Periconia digitata is the source of this 2212-nucleotide messenger RNA. Lineage: Eukaryota; Fungi; Ascomycota; Dothideomycetes; Pleosporales; Periconiaceae. The record is from the annotation of a GenBank genome assembly.